This is a messenger RNA of Raphanus sativus (radish), 1560 nucleotides long. RefSeq names its product serine carboxypeptidase-like 2. NCBI's taxonomy places the organism in Eukaryota, Viridiplantae, Streptophyta, Magnoliopsida, Brassicales, Brassicaceae. Gene Ontology annotation, biological process: proteolysis; secondary metabolic process. The record is from RefSeq and is a predicted model, not a curated record. Bases 1 to 1338 code for a protein of 445 amino acids. Gene Ontology annotation, molecular function: serine-type carboxypeptidase activity; acyltransferase activity, transferring groups other than amino-acyl groups. The transcript is spliced from 14 exons.
AUGGCUAACGACCACGUUUCAUCUGUUCUGAAAUCGCUGAUUCUGCUUCUGAUUCUUGUCUUCUUGAGUCAGCAACAUGCUGAUUCUGCCUCUAUCGUUAAGUUUCUUCCUGGUUUUGAAGGCCCUCUUCCCUUUGAACUCGAAACAGGUUACAUCGGUGUUGGUGAGGAGGAGGAAGUGCAAUUGUUCUACUAUUUCAUCAAGUCUGAGAGGAACCCUGAAGAAGACCCUCUUUUUCUCUGGCUAAGUGGAGGACCUGGCUGUUCUUCCAUCUCUGGUCUUCUUUUUGAAAAUGGGCCUUUGACUAUGAAGCUUGAGGAGUACAAUGGAACUCUGCCUUCCUUGGUCUCUACUACAUAUUCAUGGACUAAGACUUCGAGCAUUAUAUACUUGGAUCAACCUGUUGGAACUGGUUUCUCCUUCUCAACUCAACUUGUUGACACACCGAGCGAUUCAGGAGAGGCCAAACGGAUCCAUGAGUUUAUUCGAAAGUGGCUAGGUAAGCACGAAGAGUUCAUUUCCAACCCUUUCUAUGUUGGCGGGGAUUCUUAUUCCGGUAAGGUUGUUCCUGCGCUUGUUCAAGAAAUCUCUAAAGGCAAUUAUCAAUGUUGCAAACUUCCAAUAAAUCUUCAGGGGUAUGUGCUCGGUAACCCGCUAACAGAAUUCGAAAUUGAUUUGAACAGCCGCAUUCCAUUUGCUCAUGGAAUGGCACUGAUAUCUGAUGAGCUCUACGAGUCACUGAAGAUAAUCUGCAAAGGAACAUAUGUAAAUGUUGAUCCACGUAACACAGAAUGCUUGAAACUCCUUGAAGAAUACAACAAGUGUACAAAGACAGUAUACCAAAAUCUUAUAUUAGAACCAUUGUGUGAAAUUGAAACUCCAGACUGCUAUAGGUUGCUUUUGCAGGAUUAUAGGUAUCUGCUAGCUACCUACUGGGCCAAUGACGAAAGCGUACGCAAAGCUCUUCAAAUCUAUAAGGAGAGUAUAGGGAGAUGGAUACGAUGUAAUUUGGCUGUUCCAUACACUCACGACAUUAUAAGUAGUGUACCUUACCAUGUUGAUAACAGCAUCGAUGGCUAUCGUUCUCUCAUCUUCAGUGGUGAUCACGAUUUGGGAGUGCCUUACCUUGCGACUCAAGCUUGGAUAAGAUCUCUCAACUAUUCGGUUAUUGAUGACUGGAGGCCAUGGAUGAUCAAUCGUAAACUUGCUGGAUAUACAAGAACUUACGCGAAUAAUAUGACAUUUGCUACUAUCAAAGGAGGUGGACACACUCCAGAGUUUAGACCAGAGGAAAGCUCUGUUUUGUUUCAAAGAUGGAUCAGUGGCCUACCUCUGUAAACAGGUUCCCCAUAUUUUAAACAAGCUCUGUAUAAGUUCAUGAUUUGGUAUCUACCUGUAACUAUUGAUGUUCCGUUUGUGUGUGUGAUGAAGAUUUACUUUAUAUUUGAAAAAAUAAAAUUGUUUUUGUGGUUACGACAAGCUGCAAGGACAAUUAACAAGUAAUUUUGUGUUCUGUUAUAUUUAUUUUAUAUGAUUUGAACGUUAUAGUAUAUAAGAUCA